AUGAAAGCUUUUAAUCAACCAACUAAUCAAAUAGACUUAUUUACUGGAUUUUCUAUUCAAGCUAAUUGCAAUAAAUUGGAAAUUAUUUCAAAAAUACGAUGUGUAUAUUUAUGUGCUCAAAAACAUCUUCCAAUUUUUGCUUACCCAGAUCUUGUUAGUUUAGUGGAUAUAAAUCUUAAAAAUCAAACAGAAUUAGUGUAUGAAAAUGAGCUUCAAACCUUGGAAUUACCAUUUUUUGGGCCAAAAAAAGCAACUUCAGGUUUUAAUGUUUCUGAAAGUUCAUUAUCAAAUUAUGCAGAAUAUACUAAUCCUGUUUCUGGAGCUACCUUCUUACAUGCAAUUGCUUUAGUAAUUGAGGAAUCUGUUUUGGAAGAAACAAGAAAAUCAUCUGCUUGGAGUUUGCUAAUUGACGAAAAUAAUACAAUUAUAUAUGAUAAAACUUGUGCAAUUGUAAGCAAACAUAUAGCAAAUAAUAUUCCUGUAUUUCGGUAUUUUGGAUUAAUUGAAUUAAAAGAAGUAGAUGCAGCAGGCAUUAUAUAUAAUUUAAAUAAUUUUUUUUUAGUAAAAAUGUUAGACCCUUUAAAGUUAUUGCAUUUUAGAAGUGAUGCAUUAGCUGGAAAAGAUUCAGCAAAAGAUGUGCCUUAUUUUCUUGAUUAUGAAGUUACAAUUAAGGAACUCUAUGCAUAUUUUGCUAAUUCGCAUAGUAGAUGGCAAAAUCUUCAAUUAAUUCAAGCACAAGAUGAUGAAUCUUCGGAAUUAGCAAUUUUGCAGAAUAUUCACACUGUUAAUAAUUCGACGAAAACUUUCGUUCAUUUAACGCCGACACCACUAAAUUUUCAAAAUUCUGAAUAUAAGAAUACCGUAUCUAAAAUAAUGGAUUUAAAAUACGGCCUAAUAUGCUUAUAUCCAGAGUUGGCAAGGUUUUCAUCAUAUGAAGAAGCUAAAGAAUGGUUAGUUAGUGAAGGCUGUAGCCAAAUUUCAAACAAUUCUACCGAUAUAACAUUGGAUGACCAUUCAAUUGAUGAUAUAAACGACGAUACGGAAAGUGAGAGCUCCUUUGACAGUAAUGUUACCGACGAAUCACCAUCAUUUGAUAACAAAUUUAUGCAAGAUUUUGGUGAAUCUAAUAAUGAUGAUAUCUUAAGUAACAAGAUGGCAGAUUCUGUACAAACAGGAAAUGGUGAUUCAUUAAAUGAUGAACAUAGAGAUAAACCUGGAGUUUGGAAAUCUACUCAGCAAAAUUCGGUAGAAGCUACCAAAGUAAUCAAUGUUAAUCCUUCAACAUUUAGAAUAGGAUUACGUAGUGUAAGGACUUUCUCUAAUUUACGGUCAAAGGCAGUUAAACCCGUUAAGAUCGAAGCUAAUAAGCCAUACGAAGAGAGAAAGUAUAUUUGCCCUGAUCCACUUUGUAAAGCAAAAUUUGCAAAAUCAUGUCAUUUAAAAGCUCAUCGUGAAGUUCACGCAAAAGGAUUUUUUCCGUGUUCAUUUGAGGAUUGCGGCAAGAUCUUUUUUACAAGGCGUGAUGCGUGCAACCAUUUUUUACUAGACCAUGAUGAGUGGGAAAAUCAAACAUGA
Messenger RNA from Dentiscutata erythropus, 1575 nucleotides. The record is from the annotation of a GenBank genome assembly. NCBI's taxonomy places the organism in Eukaryota, Fungi, Glomeromycota, Glomeromycetes, Diversisporales, Gigasporaceae.